This is a messenger RNA of Striga asiatica, 2799 nucleotides long. The record is from the annotation of a GenBank genome assembly. Lineage: Eukaryota; Viridiplantae; Streptophyta; Magnoliopsida; Lamiales; Orobanchaceae.
AAGGGACGCUUUUAGGUCUCUUCGUCUAUGAUUGCCCCAACCCAAGAAGUUAAAACCCUAGCACUUUAUCCUUUUUGCCCAAACGCGCUGAUACGCGAGAAAACGAUGUCGUGACAGCGUUUCUAAUGGAGAUUUCUCUCACAGCUUCACAGAUUUGAAGAGCCGUUGGCAAACUCGCUCGGCCCAUCUUUAUUCCCUCCAUUUUUCUCCGACGCUUCAAACAUUCGGCGCUCGACGGCAAAAUCGUCGCAUUUCCUUCUCAUCAAGCCAAAAUCGCUUACGAAUUUGGCCUAAAUGGAUGCUGGAACGAGCUACACCCUGCACCCGGGCCCCAUUGACAACUCCGUGCUCACCCUCCAAAACCACCACCGGUCAACUGACAUAUGGAACGGGCACGAUUUCGAGCCCCUGACCUGCAGAAGAUGUGAUGGCCAUUUCUGGCGUCUGGAUGCUGUGGCCCCACGCGUCCAGCAGAUGAUGCUAAAGUCGGGCUUCUACGGAGUCUACAAGGCCGGCCGCAUCCGACUCGAUCAUGCCCUGAUCACUGCUCUAGUCGAGCGCUGGAGACCCGAGACCCACACCUUCCACCUGCCAGCUGGCGAGGCCACCGUCACCCUGCAGGACAUUUCUGUCCUUUGGGGCCUACCAGUGGACGGGGACCCGAUCACGGGAGUCGACACUAACCGCUCAAUGGACGAGUGGCAGGACAUUUGCGGCGAGCUGCUCGGUUUCAGGCCACCCCCAGAAGACUUUGACCGCGGUCGGCUUAAGAUUAGGUGUCUGCAGGAGAGGUUCAAGAUGCUCCCAGAUGAUGCCUCGGACCAGACGGUGGAGUAUUAUGCGAGGGCGUACAUCUUGCAGCUGCUCGGGGGGCAGUUGUUGUCGGACAUGUCUAAUAAUAAGGUCAAGCUGAUGUACUUGCCUCUGCUUCGGGAUUUGGAGGCGGCCGGGAGGUUGAGCUGGGGGAGUGCCGUUCUUGCUUGCCUGUACCGAGCUCUGUGCCGGGCGACUAAACCCGAGACGUCUGAUAUAUGUGGGCCUCUCGUGCUUCUACAGAUAUGCUUGACUGCGAUUUUCCUGGUCCGCGAAGUGUGGAAUAUUGGCUUCAAGCUGGAGAGCGUGGGGACACAUGUUCUAGUCCUGUACAGGGACUUACUGGACAACAUGAAGGAUGACCAGUUCAUAUGGGAACCAUAUUCUUUAGAUGUGUUGGGCAUCCUGCCCGAAUACUGUCUGUCAGGAAGGAGGAUCUGGCAGACGGUGGCCCCACUGAUAUGCUUCGAUGUGGUGGAAUUCCACCACCCUGACCGUGCCCUACGCCAGUUUGGUCAGCAGCAGCCGAUCCCUGCCGCCUGUGAUACCAUUCCGGACAUCCAUUUCACUGACCGCCGUGGGCGGCAGAACUAUGACUGGGUGCAGCACCACCGGCAGUUUGUGGACAUGUGGGCCAGACGUGAGGCCAGAGUUGUGACAGCCCCUAAAAUCGAGUGCCCCAUGGAUCAAAGUGAUCCUUACAUGAUGUGGUACAGGAGGAUUACCCGCUUGUUGAUCGGUAACCCUGCUGCUCGUCCGAGCAACGGCUACCAGGGAGGUGGAGGCGCAAAGGAGGCCAUGGCCCAGAGCUUACAGAAAAUAUACCACCUGGUAUCGGAUGCGCUAAAUCAAGGCUGCGAGAUCUCAGGGGAAGAAGUCCUUAGGGAUAUCCUCGAUGUGUGCACAUAUUCUCUGAGAACUGCUCACGAGGGCCACCGCCUUCUCUCCGCCCUUCCAGACUUGGGCCCGUCAUCUCCAGCUACAUCACUGUCCAUCCCGCCCAAGGCUCAGCGAGGCAGACAAAGGAAGAGAGGUGGGUUUUUAGGUGGAGCAGCUCUCGAGAACCGAAAGAGGGCUUCAUAUAUUCCUGUUACAGUGUCCACACCGUCAUUGGGCGUGAUGCACUCUCCUAUGCCGUCAAUUACUGUGCCCGACACUGGAGUAGAUACACCUCAGACGUGGGAUUCCUCCCUCUGCAUAUCUGAGUUCCACGAUACUCCAGAUUCAAACGCCAUGCAGUUGGAUCCUGAAGCUUCAGACACUAAAGACCCAUUUCUUCAUGCCCUGGGGAAGAUCCGGGACAUCUGCUCGUUCACGUUGAGAACCAACGCUGUUGAAACCUCAACACUGAAGCAGGAGGAGGGGGCAGGGGCAGGGGCAGGGGCAGCAGUUGGGCCUAAGACGAAGCACUGCAAGCCCAGGAGGAGAGGCGGGAUGAGCGGAGCCCAUACAGUCGGACAAGGAGCUUACUUUGCCUCCACCCCCGAGCAGCCCUCGCCUACAGAGUCUACUCAGCUCAACAACGGCGAACAGAAUGCUGCAUGCCACCAUCCAUUUGCGGCAGUCGAGCAAGAGGACAAUCUGCAGUCGGAAAUGAUAGAGCUGGACACCAUCACUGGAAGCCGAGAGCCCUCCCCAUCGGCAGCUGUCGACAAGUUAGAAGGCAGCAACACCAAAGAGGAUGAAGGGAAUGGAGGGAAGAGGAAGGAGGGGGCUGUGGAUGAGGUGGGGUCCACUGAUUUGGUCGCAAAUGGGCCGAUUGCUGCAAAUGAUGAUGACUGUGGCAGAUCAGUGUCUUCAGAGCAUGUUGUUGAGGGAGGGGUUUGGAGUAGUGUGGUGGGGGGAGUAAGGGAUGAUGUGCAGAAGAAGUACAAGAGGCAAAGGCGCUCCGCUGCUGCGCAGAUGGCUUCCGAUUACUUAUUUUCUUCAGCUGCAUACGCAAAUGGUACAUUCAUAAAAGUCAAGACAGGAACACAAUAUUCUUGA